Messenger RNA from Limulus polyphemus (Atlantic horseshoe crab), 721 nucleotides. RefSeq names its product hemK methyltransferase family member 2-like (gene HemK2). Lineage: Eukaryota; Metazoa; Arthropoda; Merostomata; Xiphosura; Limulidae. Gene Ontology annotation, cellular component: eRF1 methyltransferase complex. Gene Ontology annotation, biological process: methylation. The transcript has 6 exons. The record is from RefSeq and is a predicted model, not a curated record. Bases 65 to 697 code for a protein of 210 amino acids. Gene Ontology annotation, molecular function: protein methyltransferase activity; nucleic acid binding; S-adenosylmethionine-dependent methyltransferase activity.
AACAUUUUUAUGUUGCAGAGCAACGCCGCGUCACUUGAAUAAGUUAUUGUUGGUGAAUUCUGCGAUGAAUACACCUGUUUUCGAUUUCUUGAAAGAUGAUGUUUACAAAUCUGUUUACGAACCAUCAGAAGACUCAUUUCUUCUUAUCGAUGCUUUAGAAAAUGAUUUAGAAUUAAUUCGGAAGCUCAAUCCUAGUAUUUGUCUGGAAGUAGGAAGUGGUAGUGGAGUAGUGAUUUCAGCUGUGUCCAAGGUCUUCCCAUCAGCAUAUUGUUUGGCUACGGAUAUCAACCAUGUAGCUGCCCUUGCCACCAAAAAGAUGGCAGAAACAAACAAGGUCACCGUUGAACCAGUUGUUACUGACUUGACAUCAGCUGUUAGAUCCAGACUUCUUAGCCAGGUGGAUCUUCUUGUGUUUAAUCCUCCGUAUGUGGUGACACCUUCAGAAGAGGUGGGUACCCAAUCACUGCAGGCAGCAUGGGCUGGUGGAAUUAAAGGAAGACAAGUUAUGGAUCGAUUUUUUCCAUUUGUACCUCAACUGCUGAGUACCAAGGGCCUGUUUUAUAUUGUCGUCUUAAAAGAUAAUAAUCCUGAUGAAAUUACAGAGUUUAUGUUUGGACAAGGCCUCAAGAUGAAUAAUGUUUUGUCUCGACGUUGUGGCAUUGAACAUCUAUCUGUAUUGAGGUUUGAGAAUGGGUGAAUAAAUAAAGGUAGUAGCAUUUAA